Molecule: messenger RNA, 432 nt
Organism: Ambispora leptoticha
Lineage: Eukaryota; Fungi; Glomeromycota; Glomeromycetes; Archaeosporales; Ambisporaceae
Source: the annotation of a GenBank genome assembly
AUGCCAAGUAUCAACAAAGCAAAAUCAAACGAAAAAAAUAACGAGACCGAACCUUCGUUAAUCAAUCAAGAAGAAACAUCUUCGAACACCUUCAUUCAAAAAGAGGUGAUAACGAUGGAAAAUAUACUCGCACAAUACGAAUUAAAUAAUUUACGCGCACAAGAACAAAGCCAAACACAGCCAAUACCAAUACAAGUGCCAAUAAUAGGUGGACACAUGGAAACAGAAACUCGAUUCUGGGAAUUCAUAAUAGAGGACGAAACCACGACCUAUAUACGAUACGGAAACAUUCUGUCGGACGGGACGCUUAAAGAGCGGGCGACGCAAAUACAGCGACAUCCCUCAUCAAAACAGGCGAAGGCGUUUGUAAAGAUGUUGAUUGAUGAGAAAGUUAAAGUUGGAUAUGUUGGAUGGGCAAAUUUCGAAAAUUAA